AUGGCUGACCCCUUGUCCGUCGCCAGUGGCGUGGCCGGACUUGUCUCCCUCGGCAUUUCCACCUGCAAUGGCCUUCACAGAUACCUCGAUGCCGUCAAAGGCCGCCAAGAGGACAUCACAAAGGUCGCUCAGAGAGUCCGAUUGCUCGAAUCAACUAUUGAGGCCCUUCAAGACUGUGAACGCAGACUUGGCGGGCGAUACGAGAGAGCCGCUACGACUGUAGCAGUCUGCCUUCAACUCUGUGGGAACGAGUUACGGGCGCUUGAAACCACCAUCAAGGCACUCCAACCGCCCAGCACUCCAUCGAAUUCGAUUAUGAACAAGUUGGAUAGAGGCAAACUUGCACUGACGUGCCCAUUCCACCGCCAGAAUCUAUUGCAGGUCGAAGAUCAGCUUUCGCGGGUGACUGGCAUUUUGAACACUGCGGUACAAGCGUUGACACUCAAUGUCAAUAUUGGCGUCGUUAGCGAUGUUGAAAAGUCCACAGCCGCGAUAUGGGACGCCUUUGUCACCAUGCAGGAGUCGUUAGCAAAAGUGAAAUGCCAACUGGAGUCUGCUUCUUCAACUGUUGAGCGAACAGACCAGAAAACCGUCACCAUUUCAGCCCAAAUCGAAGGGUUGUUGGGUUCCAAGCAAGACACCUCCACACCUCGGGAGAUCCUCCACGAGUUGGUCAUGAAAUCCACUGAGCAAUCGGUACAGCUGAGCAGUAUUGGACAGUUGUUGGCGUACAAACCAGAGUAUCUGAACCUCGGACAAAGGCCCAUCGCCAGCCCAGAUUUCACAACAGCGCCGCUCGGAGCCCCGAACUCUCAUGGAUAUUCUCGAAAUGCACAACCACCGCAGAGUAACAUGGGAUCAAGCGAUUUCCAUGACCUGUGGAUAUCAGCUUGUACCUGCCGAGAGUUCCACCGUGGCCGGAGUUAUCAGAAGUCCAACUUUUACCGCCAAUCAUGGGGUCCAUUUGCCUUCUUAGUUCGUAAGGAAAUAUGUGGGCAACACCACCCUGGCUGUGUACUUCAUAGCCCUAACCAGUUGACAUCAUCAACCAACCUGAACCUUUCUUUCACCGGACUACGUUCUACCCUUUCUCGAGUAGUUGGUGUAUCACUAACGCUGAACUGGAAAACUACAGAGUGGACUAUUGCGCCAGCCUUGCAAGCCUACCGUACUGUUGAUUCGCGGUUCAGUCCUGCGUUCCAGCUUUUGGCCGAUGAUACUGAGAUCAGAGAUCAGUUAAUCCUUACCUAUCCGCGCGAUUCAGGCCGACUGGUGGAACUUUUGCAUAAGUUGAAGCAUCGCUUGCACAUGAUUUAUAUGUCACGAAGCGCAUCCCCGCUCGAUGUUGAUGAGAAAGGCAGGACCUUUCUCCAUCGAUUAAUGAGUCUUCUUUCGCCUCAUUUAUCAAGUCAUGAUGAGGGCUUUGUAGCUGUAUUUCGCGCUCUUAUUCAUUAUCAUCGCGACAUUGGUGCCAGCUUCGACGCCACAGACAUGAACCAACGUACAAUCUUUGAUAUUGGCAUGUUUCCAACGGCCGGUUCAUUUGCAAGGGCAUAUGAUGUAUUGGAUGAAGCCGGAGUAGUAGCCCCAAUCACAAAAGUAUACAAUGGCUUUUCGUAUUGCUGGUUCGAGCCGAGUUUUGUGCUGCUUUUCAAUAACCGCCAGGACAUAGCUGAAUGUAACAGUCUCCAAUACUUAUUCAAAUACGCAGAGGCUUACAUUGUCACAGCCUUGCAAUUCUAUGGUACUCUCUCUAUGGCUAUAUUUUAUCAAUCAGAAAAUAGAGUACGGGCCCUCCUUGAGAGCGAGCUUUUGCCUCAAUGCCUGUCCGAAAGGGGAGAAUCCGAUCAAACAGUUUUACAUUGCUGCAGCAACUGGGCGGCAGGGUUGCGACUUCUCUUCGCUCAUAAACAGACCCAUGAAUUGCUCAACACAACGGAAAUAUCGAAUAGCCCUCCGGUAUUAUAUGCUCUUGAGUCGAGUGGACGCGCCUGCAAUGCGGGUGAUAAAUGGGAAAUGUGCCACGACUGCGAUUGCUAUGUUCCUCUCGAAAUCUUCUUGGCUAUGGACUGCAGCCUCUAUCUCUUUGAUGAUCUUGCCCUUCGAGUAUGCUCUUUAAGGGCUAGGAUUAUGUUUCUCGAGCACCUCAGGAACAGGCGAGAGCGGCUCAAACAUAUCGCAGGACUCGCUCUCUCCCCCAGGCAUUUAGCAACAUUUGGCGUGGCACAGGGCAGAUUCCCCGAAGCUUCUGCGGCAGCAUUGCUCCAAACUCUACGCCAGCAGGGCGUGAAUAUUCCACCAGCUCUGGAACUUGGUCCCUUCGAGAUUAUUUCUAAACACAGUUUGUAUCACAUUAUCCACUGUAGCAAGGUCGCUGAGUUGGCAUUUAACAUGGGAUUCAGAGAUGUCGACACCCUGGAUGACCGCGGGUUCACGCCCCUGAUGGUCGUACAUGUUCCUUUUCCUAAUCUGGACGCAUAUGAACAAGUGUUCCAGUACUACAAUUGGUUGCUUGAGAAGGGUGCAAAGCUUGACGCUUUCUCGAAUCAAUUACACAUAUCUGCUGCGCACCAUGUGGCAUCGAGCAUCGGAAGAUUUGCAGGAUUUGGGCGACAUGGACUAUUUGGCUUCCUCUCCAAACCCGACCUUGACAGCCUAUCCCCAGAAUCGAAGAGACUCUGUUCAGUGGUGUGCAACCUCGAGGUGUUUGCCCACAUUCCUUGUGCUUGUGGAAGCAGGGAUGGGUGUUUGCCGUUGAGUAUUCUUCUUACUGAAGCCCAUUCCACUAUGGAAAUGCUCAAUAUACACGGCUCGGAUAGGUUCGAGCAUUCUGUAUGGUUGGUCCAAUGGCUGUCUGACACAAUCCGCGGUUUCGAUACCUCGAUGCCCACGCGGUUGAUCAUUUUUCGGUCUAUGACUAUGGAUGAAUUGGGCAUACGUCAUUUAUGUUCCGAUUGGAAGUUCUACGGAUAUGAAUAUGAGGUGUGGAGAGAAUUGCAAGAAGAAUGGGAACAGAUAUUAGAUGAGGAUAGCUCACUUAUCGAGGAGUUGGAGGAGUUGGUUGACGAGUUUGAACAGGAGUACGCGCGCCUCAAUGUUCCACUUGUUCAGUUCCUACGAGGCUACUGGAGAAUGAGGAUGGAAGAGGUACGGGAAGCCAGGUUGGGAGACUUACAUGAAGACCAGAAGAGGGCUCUCAGAGAAAUUGGAGUGGUGAUGGAAAUCUAA
Messenger RNA from Ilyonectria robusta, 3228 nucleotides. RefSeq lists its product as uncharacterized. The coding region runs from base 1 to 3228 and encodes 1075 amino acids. The record is from RefSeq and is a predicted model, not a curated record. Lineage: Eukaryota; Fungi; Ascomycota; Sordariomycetes; Hypocreales; Nectriaceae. The transcript has 4 exons.